Stegostoma tigrinum is the source of this 4004-nucleotide messenger RNA. RefSeq lists its product as uncharacterized. Gene Ontology annotation, biological process: homophilic cell-cell adhesion. Gene Ontology annotation, molecular function: calcium ion binding. The transcript is spliced from 2 exons. Lineage: Eukaryota; Metazoa; Chordata; Chondrichthyes; Orectolobiformes; Stegostomatidae. The coding region runs from base 241 to 2775 and encodes 844 amino acids. Gene Ontology annotation, cellular component: plasma membrane. The record is from RefSeq and is a predicted model, not a curated record.
AGCUGAGGGCUGGGAGUGGGUGAAGCGCCUGGAAGAAGAUUGUGAGGAACGGAGACGCUAUGGGAACGCUGUUCGGUCUCUGCGAGCUUUCGCUCCGGAGCUUCAAUAUGCGUCUUUACGCAUCUCGCCUGUUCACUUUUUACUGAAACAAUGCCCAUUCCUUUCUUCCCUUGUGCCUCCUCAUGCUGAAGCUAAGGAGAACUUGGAAAGCUUAGAUCCGACCGAGGCGCGACAUUGGAGAUGGCGAGUACCUGGUUAAAAUGGCAAGUGAUCACCUGCAUUCUAUCGAGCUGUGUUUGGGAUCGAGUGGCCGGCCAGAUUCGGUACUCGAUUCCCGAAGAACUGAAGCACGGGGCGUUCGUUGGGAAUAUCGCCGACGAUUUGGGAUUGAAUGUGAGAGAACUGUCCGCUCGCAGGUUCCGCAUCGUGCCCGGUGCCAACACACGGUUCCUGGAGGUGAACCUAGAGAAUGGGGUCCUCUUCGUGAAUGAGAAGAUGGACAGGGAGCAGCUGUGUGACCUGAGCCCCAGCUGCUUCCUGCAUUUGGAGAUUGUGAUUGAAAACCCACUGGAGCUGUACCGAGUGGAAGUGGAGAUCCUGGAUGUGAAUGACAAUUCUCCCGGGUUCCCGUGGAGGGAGUUCCGUUUGGAAAUCGCCGAGUCGGUGGCUGUCGGGGCGCGUUUCCCGCUGGAGAGCGCACACGAUCCCGAUGUCGGCACCAAUUCUCUCCAAACCUACCGGCUCAGCCCUAACCCGUACUUCAGCCUGGAGGUGCAGACCCGCAGCGAGCGCAGGAAAUUCCCGGUGUUGGUGCUGGACAUGCCUCUGGACCGGGAGAACCAAGCGCUCCACCAGUUGGUGCUGACUGCCCUGGACGGUGGAUUCCCAGGGAGAUCCGGCACCGCUCUGCUCACCGUGGUCGUCCUUGAUGUUAACGACAACGCGCCGGUCUUUGACCAGGCUGUGUACACGGUCUGCCUGGUGGAGAACGCUCCGAUAAAUACUUUGGUGAUUAAACUUAACGCCACCGAUUUGGACCAAGGCUCAAACGGAGAGGUGACUUACUCCUUUAGUCGUCAUGCGCCAGCGAGAUUGCGCCAAUUAUUCCGGGUAGAGCCCCAAACCGGCGAAAUUCGGGUGCAAGGGGUGGUAGAUUAUGAAGAGGCGAGCGUUUAUGAGAUUUAUAUCCAGGCCAAGGAUAACGGUCCCCACACAGCGGCUGUGCAUUGUACUGUUGUGGUAGAGGUUAUUGAUGUCAAUGACAAUGCCCCCGAGGUCACCCUCACUUCUGUAUCCAGCCCGGUCCGGGAGGACGCUUUACCGGGGACUGUCAUCGCCCUGAUCAGCGUCAGCGACCGGGAUUCUGGCGCUAACGGGAAAACCAGCUGCCACAUCCCGGCUCAGGUCCCCUUCAAACUCCAGUCCUCUUUCACGAACUAUUACACGCUGGUCACCAGCGAGAGGCUGGAUCGUGAAAGCGUGCUGGAGUAUAACGUGAAUUUAACAGUUACCGACUCCGGCUCCCCUCCCCUUUCCACCGUCAAAACCGUCCCGGUGAAGGUUUCCGAUGUGAACGACAACGCGCCCCGUUUUGCACAUCCUUCCUACACUGUUUACCUGAUGGAGAAUAACGCGCCGGGCGCUUCUAUCUGCUCAGUGUCUGCCCUGGACCCAGACCUUGAUCAGAAUGCCUAUGUGUCCUAUUGCAUCUUAAACAGCAAAGUCAGGGGCACCCCUAUCUCCACGUACGUCUCUAUCAACCUGAACACGGGCAAUCUGUACGCACUGCGCUCCUUUGACUACGAGCAACUGAAGAAGUUUCAGGUGUUUGUUCAAGCUUGGGACGCCGGCUUCCCGUCUCUUCACAACAAUGUGACGGUGAACGUGAUCAUCCUGGACCAGAACGACAAUGCGCCGGCCAUCGUAUCCCCGCUGCCCCUCAACGGCUCGGCCGAGAUGGUGCCCCGUUCCGCCGAUCCCGGUUACCCGGUGGUCAAGGUGGCGGCGGUGGACGCCGAUUCGGGCCAGAACUCGCGGCUCUCCUACCAGCUGUACCGAGCCACCGAACCCGGUCUGUUCAGCAUCGGCCCGUUCACUGGGGAAAUCCGCACUAGCCGCCGCUUUGAAGAGCGCGACUCCAACAAGCACAGGCUGGUGGUUCAUGUUACAGACCACGGGAAGCCUCCGCUUUCCAGCUCGGUCACUAUCAAUGUCUUCGUCGUUGACAGUCUGCCGGAGAACUUCUCAGAUUUGACCGAGAGGCCCCAGGGCAUCGAACACUUCUCGGAGUUCAACCUUUAUUUAAUCGUCUGUCUGGGCUCCAUCUCCUUCGUGUUCCUGGUGGCCAUUAUCGCCUUGAUCUCUAUUAAGUGUCACAGAAGGAGCAGACACGGGACCCUGGGCAGGCGCUGCUCUCUGAGAGCCUGUUGUUGCUGCUCCGGGCCAUCCCGCUGCUGUCUCCGGAGAAAGCCCACCCGGGCCGUUCUCAACAACUCUCACACCAACUUCCAACUGCCUCCUAGUGUCAAAGGGCCGCCCAGCUGUAUGGAGGUAGGCGGCAGCGGCUCUCUUUCCCAAACCUAUUGCUACAAAGUGUGUUUGAGUCCCGAAUCGGCUAAGACCGAUUUAAUGUUCCUCAAACCGUACAGUUCACCACCUCCAGCCGCGGGUGGUAACUCGAAACCUGCUAACCCCUACGUGAGUGCGUGGAGGAGGCAAAUCUCAGGUGGGGCAAACUUAGCAACAAAUGGAUCGAGCGAGACCAUAAUGGCGUAAUAACACGCCACUAUUCCCAGGAGCGGUCAGCCAAGGUCAGUCUGUGAGCUGUGGACAAUUUGGAACCACGAUCAAGCAAUUGGACGUACAUUAUUAUAAGAUGGGUUGCCAAGCUUACCAUCCAGCCGACCUACUAAUGGAUAGAAGCUACGACCUCAAUCCAUUUGGAGAACAUGACAUGUAUUAAAGAUCCUAAGAAGAAAGUGGAUAAAAAUAAAAACAAUUGGAGCCUACGUUGAGGAUAACUUCAAUGGGAGAAUCAUUGAUGAUAAUGUAAAAAAGUAACAUUGGAAAUCGGGGUCCUUCAAUUUUGUUUUGGACGAAUUGUGGCUCCUUUUCAGGUUGAUUACCUGGACAUGUUUUUCGUUGGAAAAUUCAGUUUUUAUUGUCCAUGCAAAAUUCUCCGAGAGAAUGCGAGGUCUGUUCUUUGUGAACUAUUGCAGUCUUCUCUGCAUUUUAAGAAGGACAUUUACAACAGCCAGAAUGCUCUAAGAUUUGGAUUAAAUAAUUUCUCGAAAUGUUCAGUGUUAUUAAUCAUUAGAAGCAUACCAAGGUAUGUUUAAAAAGAACCAAGAACAGUUACAUGCAUUUGUGGAACUCUCAGUUCUUAGUGAUCCAAUGGUCAUUCAUCUUUUUUCAUCAAAAGUAGCAAAUUAUUGAAUUUUAACAUUAUAGUAUAGCAUGAUCUUCAUAGACGUUUUGAAUGGUACAAUGAUUUGGGGAAAAAAAUAGCCCAAACAGGCUCGGAAAUGCGACGAACUGAUCAGCCUUCUAUGUGGCCUCGAUUGAAAUGAUUAUUUUUGCACAUUCGUGCUGCACUUUAACGGGCUGAUGCUAAGUCUUAAUUUUAUUGCAGUGUUUGAGAGAUAUCAAUAAAGAAUUUGCACUGUUAUACUGAUAUGUCAGAGAUUCACUGGUUUUAAGGUUUGCAGUUUCAUGGUUUUACCAGGAGAAAAAAGAAAUAUGUUAAACUCACCAAUUCUCAUCUUUAGGAACUGUCUUAAAAUCGUGUUUUAAAAGAAGCAACAUCAAGUUACAAAUGAAUACUUGAAAUAAACUAUUCUCUCCAUGUUUCUAUCAGACGCCGCGAUACGAGAAGUUGCAAGUUCCUGCGUCGACGCGUCAAUUACAACAGAAAACGCGUUUAUUUUCUAGAAUUAAACUCGUGCAUUUUCUUUGCAAAAAAAAAUCUGUAUAUUGCUUUUAAGGUCACCAUUCUGCAAACGAAA